Miscanthus lutarioriparius is the source of this 2763-nucleotide messenger RNA. The record is from the annotation of a GenBank genome assembly. Lineage: Eukaryota; Viridiplantae; Streptophyta; Magnoliopsida; Poales; Poaceae.
AUGGAUAGGCGGCUCCUCGAAGCGGCCGUAUCUGGUGAUGCCACAGAAAUCAUCAAGCAGCUCGCCAUUGAUGACCCGGGCGUCCUGCUUGGAACGACGCCACAGGGGAACACCUGCCUCCACAUCGCCUCCAUCCAUGGCCACGAGGGAUUCUGCAAGGACCUCCUAGGCCUAGCGCUGAACCAAUCAGCUGUUUCUCUGCUCGCCGCCAUCAACAAGGACGGGGAGACGCCGCUGCUCACCGCCGUGACGAGGGGCCGUGACACUUUAGCUUCAGUCCUCCUCAGGCACUGCCGUGAUCGGCAGCUGAGCGGCGAGACGAUCCUGAAGCAAGACAAAAGCGGGUGCAACGCGCUGCACCAUGCCAUCCGCAGAGGGUACAGGGCGCUGGCGCUCGAGCUGAUUGAAGCAGAGCCUGCCCUGUCGAAAGCUGUGAACAAAUGUUGUGAGUCACCCAUGUACACCACGGUGAUGAGAGGCUAUGGUGAUGUCUUGGAGAAGCUGUUGGAGAUUCCUGAUGCGGCUCAUGGGGGAGCCCAUGGGUGCAACGCUCUGCAUGCUGCCGUGACAAGUGGUAAUGCAGCCAUGGCCAAAAGGAUUAUGGUGGCACGUCCAGGGUUAGUCAGACAAGAAAAUGAAGAUAAGCGUACACCAAUGCACCUGGCCGCAAUUGAGAACAAGAUUGACGUGCUUACAGUCCUGUUGGAACAGGAUCAGUCUUUGGGUUAUUUCAUCUCCACAGCCACAGAUGCUGCUCCUCUUCUUUGUAUCGCAGCAUCUCAGGGCAAUGUUGGUGUUGCUCGAGAGCUUCUUAGACACUGUCCUGAUCCUCCCUGCUGCGACGCAACGGGUUCGACAUGUCUUCACGUAGCCGUAUCAUUUGGUCAGGCGGAUUUUGUGAGGUUUGUAGUGAGGUCUCCCCAACUUGAGCAUCUUGUUAACUUGCCCGAUAACAAAGGAGAAACUGCUCUGCAACUCGCAGCCAGAAUCAAUGACACUAACAUGGUCGCUGUUUUACGGUUCCACCUUAAUUCAAGUAUCAACGCAGAGCCUUUCACAUCGGUGAUGCCGGACCGACUCCUGGAAGCAGCAGUAUGUGGUCAUGUCGCAGAAAUGAGGCACCUGUAUCUGAAUGUUCCGGGCGUGCUCGUUGGAACCACUCCUCAGGGGAACACAUGCCUCCACAUCGCUGCCAUCCAUGGCCAUGAGGUGUUCUGCAAGGAGGCCCAGGCUCUGAAGCCGUCACUCCUCGCAGCCGUCAACUCGGAUGGCGAGACCCCUCUGCUCGCCGCCGUGGCCAGCGGCCGUGUCUCUGUAGCUUCUGCUUUGCUCAGGUGCUGCCGUGAUCAGCAGCUGAGCGGGAGGAUCCUGAAGCAAGAUAAGACUGGAAGCAACGUGCUGCACCACGCCAUACGCAGCGGACACAGGGAGCUGGCGCUAGAGCUGAUAGAAGCAGAGCCCGCCCUGUCGCAUGCUGUGAACCAGUACGGCGAGUCACCCAUGUUCAUCGCAGUGAUGCGAAACUGUGAGGACGUCGUUGACAAACUCUUGCAGAUUCCAGAUUCUGCUCAUGGGGGAGCCUACGGGUGCAAUGCUCUGCAUGCUGCAGUGAAAAACGGAAAUUCAGCCGUUGUUAAAAAGAUUGUGGAGGCACGUCCUGGGUUGGCCAGAGAAGAAGACAAGAGUGUUUGCACUCCAAUGAUGCUGGCUGUACUUUGGGGCAAGAUUGACGUGGUAAGCGUAUUGUUGGAACACGAUCGGUCUUUAGGGUACCUCGUCUGCACAGCAGGUAACCCUCUUCUUGUCUGUGCUGCAUUUCGUGGCCAUGUUGGUGUUGCUCGGGAGCUUGUUAAACACUGUCCAGAUGCUCCCUACUGCAAACCGAAUGGCUGGACAUGUCUGCACGAAGCUGUAGUUCAACAGCAUCAGGACUUCGUGAAUUUUGUCCUGGACUCGCCGCAGCUUCACAAACUCAUUAACAUGCGCGCGCGAAAUCUGGACGGGAGUACUGCUCUCCAUCUCGCAGUCCAAAAGUGCAAUCCCAGUAUGGUCGCUGCUCUAUUGCUUCAUAAAGACAUAGACGUCACAGUGCAUAACAACAGUGGUGACCCAGCAAUCUGGAAAUUAUCUCAAGCCACCGACCAUGCCAAGACUUUAAACUGGAAUGAAGUGUUCAUGCGUAUGCUGAAUGCUGAUCCUCAAGAUGCUCUUUCUAGUUUUAAUCUCCAAAAGGAAGUCAAAGAUAAAGUGACCGACUUAUCAAGGAAGGAUAUCAAGUCACUGACUCAAACAUACACAGGAAACACUUCCCUAGUGGCGAUCCUCAUCUCCACAAUAACCUUUGCUGCUGCUUUCACAUUGCCUGGAGGAUAUAGCACUGAUUCCGGAAACGAGGGGCUUCCCAUCAUGUCAAGGAAGUUCGCAUUUAAGGCAUUCUUGAUCUCAGACGCCUUGGCAAUGUGCUCCUCACUUGCUGUUGCCUUCAUAUGUGUCAUUGCAAAGUGGGAGGAUCUUGAGUUCUUGCUUUACUACAGGUCUUUUACAAAGAAGCUAAUGUGGUUUGCAUACAUUGCAACCACCACAGCCUUUGCAACCGGUUUAUUCACUGUUGUAGCUCCUCGUCUCCUCUGGGUCGCUAUUGUGGUUUGCGUUCUAACAUCUUUAUUGCCCAUUCUUACUAAGCUUAUUGGUGAAUGGCCCAUCUUGAAAUUGAGAAUUCGACUGGGUCGUAGUUUCAAGUCUGAGCUACUUGAUAUGGUCUAG